Molecule: messenger RNA, 453 nt
Organism: Recurvomyces mirabilis
Lineage: Eukaryota; Fungi; Ascomycota; Dothideomycetes; Mycosphaerellales; Teratosphaeriaceae
Exons: 2
Coding region: 1-453 (150 amino acids)
Source: RefSeq, a predicted model, not a curated record
AUGGCGUCGAUGAAUCCUUCUCCAGUCUCAGGCCUGCCUCCUUGCAAACGAUACAUAGCUACCCACGACAGCGCCGGCAAGAGCAUAUACGCCCCUUCACCCGAACAGACUUAUAACAGAGGCAACCCCAGCGCUACACUCGCCCUCGCACGAUCCUUCGCCGUCGCCGCGGUGCCCGCAAACCUCACCGAUGAUGCUGAUAUCAAGGCAUACGAAGCCGACUCUGGUCCCGCGAGCCACAAGAACCCAAGCAUAGUCAGCGAGUCGGAUUCUGGAACGGGCGCGAAUCUGCUCGUGAUUGAUCUUAAGCCUGGUGCUGUCAGUGCCAUGCAUAGGACUGUGUCGCUUGAUUUCUCCAUGUGUGUCAUUGGUGAGAUUGAUCAUGAGUUGGAUGGCGGGGAGAAGGUUCGGUUGCAUCCUGGAGAUCAUAUCGUGCAGCGGGGAACCAUGUGA